AUGGGCAAAUACACAUUCACAUGGGAACAUGACGCCAACGACGUUUACGUGACCGGCACCUUCGACGACUGGAAGAAGACGGUCGAGCUGGAGCAGGAGGACGGCAUCUUCAAGAAGACGGUCGAGCUCCCCAAGACCAAGACACAGUACAAGUUUGUCGUCAACGGAAACUGGUGCAUCAACGAGAGCGCGCCCAAGGAGGACGAUGGCCACGGCAUUGUUAACAACAUUCUCCUGCCCGAGAACAUUGUCGACGAGCCCGCCCACACACUCUCGUCCGCAGCGCCCACAUCCUCAACAGCUGCCCUCGCCGGCGCUGUCCCCAAGGUGAAGGACAUGGACAAGGCCAGGUCGAACGAGUCGAUUCCUGUCAACCUCAAGGAGGCACCAGAGCAGGACGAUGCAGACGCCAAGGUCAGCGUUGCGCCUAUCCCCGCAACUGCUGGCGCCGGCAACCCCAUCCACCUUGCUCCCGGCGACAAGGUGCCCCACCCAAGCACCCUGACUUCCAACACCAUCAGCAGCACGGCUAGGACCGACGAGGACGCCUACUACAAGUCGGGCUCCCAGGCUCCCCAGCUGCCCCCGGUCGACCUCACACCUCAGUCGGAGAGGCCAGCAAACGGCGGCAUGUUCGGCCUGCCGUCUCAGCUCGACCACCUGGUGCCCGAGUCUAGCUUGCCUAUGGGCGUCGAUGCCCAGGUCGAGAAGGACACUGGUGUCCACAUCCAGUCGGCAGCUCCCACAAGCUCCACCGCCUUCCUCGCUGGCCAGGUCCCCAAGGAGCCAAGAGGCGUCCCCGACGUCGUGACUGAGAGCCAGAAGGAGGCUGGUUUCGCUCCCGAGGCGGCCGCAAACUCAGAGGCUGUCCUCGAGAAGAAGGAAGUGGAGCAGGAGCUCAAGGAGAAGGUCCCCGAAAAGACCUCUGCUGAGAACGACCACGCCCCUGCCCUCGAGGCUGACAGUUCUACCAGUGUUGGUGAGAGCAUCGGCGCAGUCGCUGGUGGCGUUGCUGCUGCUGCGACCGUCGGCGCUGGUCUGUUCGCUGGAGCCAUCUACGCUGCGAAAGAGAAGACUGCCGAGGCUGUUGGCUUGGACAAGGACGCCACUGUCGGCGAGACUGCUUCUGCUGUUGGUGGCAAGGCCGUCGAUUCCGUUGGUCUGGAUAGCAGCAAGACCGCAGCUGACAAUGUCUACCUCGCAAAGGACAAGACACUAGAUGCCGCUGGUCUUGACAAGAAUGCCACCGCGACCGAGAAUGCUUACCUUGCAAAGGACAAGACACUCGACGCCGCUGGUCUUGACAAGAACGCCACUGCAGCUGACAACGCCUACCUCGCCAAGGACAAGACUGCGCACGCUACCGGUCUGGACAAGGCUGCCGACAGCGCCUACGCUGCAAAGGACAAGCUUGUCGCGGCUGUCGGCCUGGACAACUCCGCUUCGGCAACAGACAACGCAUACCUCGCAAAGGACAAGGCUGUUGGCGCCGCUGGUUUCAACGGUUCAGCUGGUACCACUGCCGCAGAUGACGUGCCAGUCGUCGUUGCUGAGAGCCAAAAGGAGGCUCACGCCAGCCCUGAGGCUGCUGCCAAUGCUGAGGCCGUGAUCGAGAAGUCGCAGUUUGAGCAGGAACUUCUGAGCCAAGUCCCCAAGUCUCACGAGCACGGCGAGUCAGCACCUUCGGUCGCUGUCCCCGCAGUUGUUUCUGAUAGCCAGCGUGAGGGCCAUGCCAGCCCCGAAGCGGCCGCCAACUUCGGCGCUGUUCACGAGAAGCAGGAUCUGGAGGAUGAGUUGCUCCGUUCUGUUCCUCGCACCAACGCCUCAGGCGAGUCAGCUCCUGCCAUUGCUGUCCCUGCAAUCGUUUCCGAGAGCCAACAAGAGGCUCAUUCGAGCCCCGAGGCUGCUGCGAACCCUAUCGCUGUUCACGACAAGAAGGACUUGGAGUCUGAGCUGCUCAAGACUGUUUCCAGGACCGAUGAGUCUGGCGAGCACGCACCUGCGAUCGCGUCGGCACCUUCUGCCGCCACAUCAGCUUCCAAGACAGAGCUUCCCGUUCGUGGUGUACCCGACAUUGUAGCCGAGAGCCAGAAGGAGGCACAUGUUCUCCCCGAGGCCAGUGCCAAUACCGAGGCCGUUGCAGAGAAGAAGGAGCUUGAAUCCGAGCUGUUGAGCCAGGUCAAAAAGACCAAUGAGUCCGGCGAGCCGGCUCCUACCCUGUCUGCAGCCACUGCCACGACUGCUCCUGGUCUGUCCGGUACCGGCUCCUCUGCUCCUGCGCUGUCUGACUCGUCGUACCCGCUCUCGACCAACUACCAGCCCGCCUCCGAGGUGGAGAUCAAGAGGGCUCUCUCUGGCGCCAGCGAUGAGCCUUCGACGUCAUCCACCGGCGGCCUGAACGCCCCUGCUACAGCACCUGCUCAGACCGAGGCCACCAAGGCGGUCGCCGAAUCAGCCGCUCCUGUUGCUGUCUCUGCUACCAAGGCUGUCGAGCCCAUUGCUUCUUCCAGCAACGCCGAUGCAACCUCAGCUCCCACCACCGACGGUCUCAACGCACCAGCUUCUUCCUCCGCUCAGACCGAGGCCACCAAGGCGGCUGCCGAGCCGGCGAGGCCUGCGAAGGAGGAGCUUUUCAAGCCCACAACACUGGAGCAGAGGCAGCCCACCGUCACCACAGGCACGGAGACAGGUACCACUGACGCCAAGAGCGAGGGCCUUGCUGCACCUGAGACCUCUCCGAAGGACCGCAAAGAUUCCGACGUGUCCCCCAAGGGUACCCCAGGCAGCCAGAGUCUCGCAUCCAACUCGGCUGCCACCGACAAGAAGAACAAGAGGCGGUCGUUCUUCGGAAAGUUAAAGGACAAAUUCUCCAGCAAGAACUAA
This is a messenger RNA of Ascochyta rabiei, 2883 nucleotides long. RefSeq names its product Cruciform DNA binding protein. The transcript has 4 exons. The coding region runs from base 1 to 2883 and encodes 960 amino acids. Gene Ontology annotation, cellular component: nucleotide-activated protein kinase complex; nucleus; cytoplasm. Lineage: Eukaryota; Fungi; Ascomycota; Dothideomycetes; Pleosporales; Didymellaceae. Gene Ontology annotation, molecular function: protein kinase binding. The record is from RefSeq and is a predicted model, not a curated record. Gene Ontology annotation, biological process: signal transduction.